Molecule: messenger RNA, 1271 nt
Organism: Ceraceosorus bombacis
Lineage: Eukaryota; Fungi; Basidiomycota; Exobasidiomycetes; Ceraceosorales; Ceraceosoraceae
Source: the annotation of a GenBank genome assembly
CAAUGGUUCACCUUGCAUCGCGGGGCCUCAAGCAUUCCACCGAAAUGAAUGACAGCGAGGUCGUCACGCCUCGCGUAGAGAUGUGACUAAAGUUAACUGCAAUGCAGGAUGAGGCGGCAAGAGACUCGAUGUUCGAGUGAUGCAUGCGCUGCAGCGCCGACCUAGGCCCCUUGUUGCGGGAGUGAGGAGCCAGGCUCAAGCAGCGAGGCCAAUUAAGGUCAAGAGCAGUCACGAAGCUGCGGCAUGUUGUUCCUUGAUUGCCACACAAAUCGAUCGUAUACUCAUCUCAUGCGCAAUCACCUUUGCCACUUUACCGCCAUCGUCUUCCAUACAGCAGUGGUACAGUGUCGAGGCAAACUCGCAAGAUGAUGCUGCUGCUGACGUGGUCGUCAAUUUGGACAAUGUUGCCCAAGCCGAAGAGAUGGCCGGAUGCUGGUCAGGCGCAUCAAUGGCUGCGAUCGGACCUGCUAUGCCGCGGAGAGAGGAGUUCAGGGUGACGGUCUAUCGAAGCAAAAGCGACCGACCAGGUUGUACCUGCACCCACCUGUAGACACGCUCGACCCUGUGCGCGAUCCCAAAGGCUGCGAGGAUCAGGACAGGCUGAUGCGAAGACAGCGGCAGAGAAAGGGAUUGUUCGAGUGCCCAGCGCUUGCUCGCUUACCGCCGCCACAACGCCAGCCUCGCUGGUUGCCGCUCUCACGAGGCGCCAAUCAUGACCGGCACACCUCGAGCAUGAAGCUUCCAAAACGCACCACAUCUUGCUCGAUCAGUUUGUACAUCCGACAUUUGCCCAGCAAGAUCAUCCACAGUCGGACGCAACAUCUUGCUCCCUGGACGUCAGGGCGUAGUGCUGCACCAACGAGCAGGCUGACUUGCCCUUUCUCUUCGCCGGCCCCCAGAGCUCAAACGCUUUUUGACAGGACACUUGCCCGCCAUCACGUUUCGAGAACCAUAUGGCAGCGAGCCCAGAUGUGAGCGUGAAGGACGAGUGCGCCUUGACAUCCAUCAGCUUCUUGCUAUUCGACAAAGACAGACUGUUUGCUUCUCCUGAGCUGCAGCUCAUGCUCACCUCACCUCUGAUUUUCCUGUGCUCACUCUCUGCCGGCAACGACAUCAACCCAUGACCCAUGUUCUCUCUAAUAUCCGGUCUGCUCUUCUUCACGCAGCGUUCGUCAACUUGCACUACGCCCCCGCCACUUCCAAAGGCUCUCGACAGACUUGAGCCAGAAAGUCCCGCUCCAAUGCCUGGACCAGGCGCAAAGAGCCCGAGG